AUUUUAGCAACCCUUGACAGCUGAUGAAUGCUACAUGCCAUCUGGGCCGUAGAGAUGCGGCCGCCACAAGUACCUGCGCUAAAGUGCACGCGCUAAAUCGGUCGUGAUGUACAUGUACCUUUUUGAUGUUCGGGCUAUGUGCAUAUUAGAAGCAACCUGCGCUUCGUCUUGCUUCCUUCUAAACCUCCCCAUAUUCCGCUUCUUGCUCCUCUUCCCUUUUCGCAUCUUCUCUAAUAUCUGCUCUUCCUCUCCUCUCCUCUUCUUCUUCCGCAAAUUUCUUUUCUUUGCUGUCUUCUCUACCUUGCUGCAUUCACAAUCCCCGCCAUAAUGUCUUCCUCAAGCUCCUCUCCCGCCGAGGCAGUCUCCUCCAUCGCCGACAAGAUCCCCUCGCCCCAAGAGGCCAAAGAGACCGCCCAGGCCGCCGCGCCCGCCGCUCAGUCCGCUCUUCUGUCCCAGCUGCGCGCGCUCACGGCCGGUGGUUUCGGAGGCAUCUGCGCCGUCGUCGUCGGCCACCCGUUCGACCUGGUCAAGGUGCGCCUGCAGACGGCCGAGCGCGGCGUCUACUCGAGCGCCAUUGAUGUCGUGCGCAAGUCGGUCGCGCGGGAUGGACUGAGGAGGGGCCUGUAUGCAGGUGUCAGUGCGCCGCUGGUUGGCGUUACCCCCAUGUUCGCCGUGUCCUUCUGGGGCUACGAUCUCGGCAAGCAAAUCGUCGGCGGCGUCUCGACCAUUGGGCCCGACGGCCUGUCCACCGGCCAGCUCGCCGCCGCCGGCUUCCUCUCCGCCAUCCCCAUGACGGCCAUCACCGCCCCCUUCGAGCGCGUCAAGGUCAUCCUGCAGGUCCAGGGCCAGAAGCAGCUCGCGCCGGGCGAGAAGCCAAAGUACAGCGGUGGCCUGGACGUCGUGCGCCAGCUCUACCGCGAGGGCGGCAUCCGCUCCGUCUUCCGUGGCAGCGUUGCUACCCUUGCCCGAGACGGCCCCGGAAGCGCUGCGUACUUUGCUGCUUACGAGGUUAUCAAGAAGAGCCUGAGCCCCAAGGAUCCUGUUACUGGAAAGCCCACUGGCCAGCUGAGUCUGACGGCCGUGACGUGCGCCGGUGCUGGUGCUGGUGUUGCCAUGUGGAUUCCCGUUUUCCCUGUUGAUACUGUCAAGUCUCGUCUCCAGACCGCCGAGGGCAACGUCACUAUCGGAGGCGUCAUCCGCGAGCUCUACGGCAAGGGCGGUUACAAGGCCUUCUUCCCUGGUUUUGGUCCUGCGCUGACUCGUGCUGUUCCCGCCAACGCAGCAACCUUUUUGGGCGUGGAGCUGGCGCACCAGGCCAUGAACAAGAUGUUUGGAUCGAAAUAAUGAUGGUGAACUAUGAUUCAUUUUAAGGCUUGAAUUUUUUUGCGGUAUCAUUGGCAAUGUUUUGUUGUUUUGCGUAUAAAAGGAACUUUUGAAUUUUUGGGGGGACAAGAAAAGUAUAUAGGGGAGAAGGAGAGGGAGGCAUCGAGACAUACCCUCAUGAUUGUUUGGAUAAUUUUUCUCCUGCAUGAUGGAGUCAUGGAAAAGGGAUUUAGACGGCGGUGUUAACUGUACUCGCCCCGUAGAUUAGACGCCUUUGCUGCCUGUUUUUCUGCAUCACGAGGUGACCCAAGGGCUAUACAUCAUCAUCACCUUUUCAAAUCAAUAAAUAAACAAAUAAACAAAUAAAAAGCAAUUCAAAGAUUGGC
This is a messenger RNA of Trichoderma harzianum CBS 226.95, 1709 nucleotides long. RefSeq lists its product as hypothetical. Gene Ontology annotation, cellular component: mitochondrial envelope. The coding region runs from base 328 to 1344 and encodes 338 amino acids. The transcript is spliced from 2 exons. NCBI's taxonomy places the organism in Eukaryota, Fungi, Ascomycota, Sordariomycetes, Hypocreales, Hypocreaceae. Gene Ontology annotation, biological process: carnitine transmembrane transport; mitochondrial transport. The record is from RefSeq and is a predicted model, not a curated record. Gene Ontology annotation, molecular function: O-acyl-L-carnitine transmembrane transporter activity.